AUGGCUUCGUACAGACCAUUUCAUCCGCCGCCGCCGCCGCAGCCAGCAUUUGCUCAGCCGCCGCCGCCACCUCCGCCAAAUCAAAAUCCUUUGCAGCCUCCAGCACCACCGCCACCACCGCCAUCACGUGGCGGCAAUCAGUUCCGAAAUGAACUUCCCGAUCCAUCUGCAAAGGCGAAGCUUUUGGUUAUGAAAAGAGACCCCGAUCGAUACUGCAAAUAUCAAAUUACAUCGCUGGAGAAAAACUGGAAACCGCAGCUGUACGUUGAACCGGAUCUAGGAAUACCGCUGGACCUUCUUGAUCUGAGUGUCUACAAUCCUCCCAAGGGUGAAAGGAUACCCCUCGAUCCAGAAGACGAGGAGCUUUUACGUGAUGAUGAUCCUAUAACCCCGAUCAAGACUGACGGCAUAAAAGCGAAAGAGAGGCCCACAGACAAAGGUGUUUCUUGGCUUGUCAAAACUCAGUACAUUUCUCCUCUCAGUAUGGAUUCAGCUAAGCACUCUCUGACUGAGAAACAAGCCAAGGAAUUGCGAGAAUCUCGUGGUCGAAAUCUUUUGGAGAAACUCAAUAGCAGGGAAAGGAAAAUUCAGGAUAUUACUGCUUCGUUUGAAGCGAGCAAAUCAAAACCUGUUCAUGCAGUUAAUCGCCAACUAGAACCGAAAAGAGUUCUCCCUCUAUUUCCUGAUUUUGACAGGUUCGAUGACCAGUUUGUGGUUGCCAAUUUUGAUAAUGCUCCAACUGCUGAUUCAGAAGUCUACAGAAAAUUAAAUGCAGUGGAUCGUGACGAAUAUGAGCACAAAGCAAUUAUGAGAAGUUACGGGUCAUCUAGCUCUGAUCCAAACAAAUCUGAUAAAUUUUUGGCUUACAUGGUUCCAUCGGUUGAUGAGAUAGAGAAGGAUAUAUAUGAUGAAAACGAAGAUGUCUCGUAUUCUUGGGUCCGCGAGUACAACUGGGAUAUGCGGAGUGACAACGUGGAUGAUCCUACUACAUACCUUGUCUCAUUCGAUGAAUCUAAAGCCAAGUACUUGCCUCUUCCAACAAAGCUGAUACUAAGGAAAAAGAGAGCAAGAGAUGGAAAAUCGGGAGACGAAGUGGAACAAUUUCCUGUGCCUAGAUCAGUUACAGUGAGGAGACGAACCAGUGUGUCUGUCGUGGAACUGAGAGACGAGGAGGACGAGGAUUUUGUAGCGCCGAAGGUUAGUAACGUAAAUCCAAGAGGCGGAAGGUUGCGUAGGAAUGUUCCGGACACAGAUGUGGAUAACUUCAGUGGGGCCGAGGAGGAUGACAUGUCAGAAUAGUUUGCUCCUGCUGGUUUAGUUUUAGAGUAAGAACAAUCAGAGAAAUGCAAAGACUACAUAUUUGUGAUUUUCAUUCUGCAUUUCUUUUUUCUUUUUUUUCUUCCCAACCAGAAACUGCAUAGAUGCUUUUUUUUUUCUUUUUUUUUUUCAAAUAUAAAUUGAACUACAGUUCUUUUAAUUAUCAUAGAAAAAAAGACUGCAUUUGUUGUAUGAUCUGUGUGACCUUCUUAUUA
Erythranthe guttata (spotted monkey flower) is the source of this 1532-nucleotide messenger RNA. Lineage: Eukaryota; Viridiplantae; Streptophyta; Magnoliopsida; Lamiales; Phrymaceae. The record is from RefSeq and is a predicted model, not a curated record.